Messenger RNA from Polypterus senegalus (gray bichir), 1233 nucleotides. Its product is annotated as breakpoint cluster region protein-like. NCBI's taxonomy places the organism in Eukaryota, Metazoa, Chordata, Cladistia, Polypteriformes, Polypteridae. Gene Ontology annotation, biological process: positive regulation of GTPase activity. The transcript has 8 exons. The record is from RefSeq and is a predicted model, not a curated record. Bases 352 to 1128 code for a protein of 258 amino acids. Gene Ontology annotation, molecular function: guanyl-nucleotide exchange factor activity; GTPase activator activity. Gene Ontology annotation, cellular component: membrane.
CACCGCGGUCACCGCCAGACCCUGAGCUGAAGUGCAGAGCAGCCGCUAAGUUGAAUGGACUUUUGGUGGUUUUAAACGGGCAGCAUGUAGCUGAGUGUAAAGUGAACUGCAUAUGCGAUGGUGGAAAACACCGAGAGAUGAAUCAAUUGACAGGCAGCGACUUUGAACUUAUGUGCUUGAACACAAAUUCCUGCGCGGCCAAAUGAUUUUUAAACAGGAAGAUCGUCUGGAUUUAACAGAGGAGAUCUAAAGCAGUAGAUAUUAGAAACAAAGGAUUUUUGAAUACGUGCUUCAGAGGAGCCGCCGUCGAAGCCAGAUUUGCAUCGCAGACAUUUUCAAGAGCCUGAAAAUAUGGAGCUCUACAGUGAAGCCGUUAAUUACCUACAAGAAUAUGGUGUUGAAGUAGCUAAAAAGGAACAAGAGGAUCUGGAAGAAGUAUUUGAUGUAGACGAUGAAUUCAUCCCUUCAUCCAGUUCACCUCGGAGCCUGCUCCGCUCAGACAGCAUUGAAUUACUCGAAGUUCCGGGUAACUAUGAUUCAGAAUCGAUGUUGAGAAAGAGAAUGGUGGUCUUAAAGAGUAUCCUGGACAGUGAACAGCUUUACCUCUAUGAGCUUGAAACUCUAAUGAUGCCCAUCAAAGCCCUGAAAGCUACAGCAUGCACAUCCCAGCCAGUUCUGACAGAACAGCAAAUCCAGACUGUGUUUUUUCAGGUUCCAGAACUACUGGAUCUUCACAGGGCUUUCUAUGAGAGUUUGAAAGAGCGAGUUGAGCUUGGAGAAUCAUCAGAUAGUGUGGGAGAACUCUUUCAAAAAAUGGUGAGUCAGUUGUGUACAUACAGAGGCUUCAUUGAUAACUAUGAGAAUGCUGUCCAGACGGUGCACAAAUGCAUGCAAACUGAUGAGCGAUUUAAAACUUUGGCAGAGGACAUGUCCUGUAAGCAGACAAAGGCAAAAUAUACAAUAGAAGCUCUUCUGUACAAACCUUUGGAUCGAGUGACAAAGACCACUUUGGUUCUGCAUGUAAGUAUGCAGCCAGUGUGGAUGCAUGUUAUGUCAAGCUCACCAUAUAUACUGGCAGCUCUUGUAUGGUUUAAAAUCUGGAGGCAAGUUCAUCUGUUGCCAGAUUGAGUGUAAAUGAGAAUGAACCACUGGAGAGUGUCGAGCAUAGUGUAAAGGUUAGUGAUACAGUAGAAAAAAAAGGGAUAAAAAAGAAAAAUAUAGCAAAGUGGAGGU